Molecule: messenger RNA, 3768 nt
Organism: Drosophila biarmipes
Lineage: Eukaryota; Metazoa; Arthropoda; Insecta; Diptera; Drosophilidae
Gene: Flo2
Product: flotillin-2
Exons: 8
Coding region: 322-1668 (448 amino acids)
Biological process (GO): protein localization to plasma membrane; regulation of myoblast differentiation
Cellular component (GO): plasma membrane
Source: RefSeq, a predicted model, not a curated record
AGGCCCAGAAAACCGUUGUUCGAGAGCAUCGAAGCACCGAAAGAAAAAACGGAACAUAACGGUGGAUGCUCCGGCUGAAAAUGCGGGCCGGCUCGUUAAAAGUUAAAAGUGGAAAAUAAGUGAUAAGCGCAGAUAGGCUCCAAUCGCGGCUUCCGGCUAAAAACAUUACUAACAGGCGGGGUACAGCAGCAACUAGGCGGCAACAACAAACUUUGUUUACCUAGAAACUCCAAACUUUUCAGCGGAGCUUUCGGCAAAGGAGUAAUACCAAACAAAUAAUAUAAAUAAGGACCAACAAGUAGACGACGAGGAACCUCAACGAUGGGCAACAUACACACGACGGGUCCCAAUGAGGCGUUAAUUGUUUCAGGUGGCUGCUGUGGCUCGACCAAGAAGCGUACCAUUGUGGGCGGCUGGGCGUGGGCGUGGUGGCUGGUGACCGACGUGCAGCGCCUCUCCCUCAACGUGAUGACCCUCAACCCCAUGUGCGAGAACGUGGAGACCUCCCAGGGCGUUCCGCUGACGGUCACUGGCGUGGCCCAGUGCAAGAUCAUGAAGUCAUCUUCGUAUAAGCAUAACGAUUAUAAUAACGACGAGAUGAUGAAUGUCUAUUAUUUCCACCAUCAGGCCGACGAGCUUCUAGGCACUGCCAGCGAGCAAUUCCUGGGCAAGAGCGUCAAGGAGAUCAAGCAGACGAUCCUGCAGACCCUCGAGGGACACCUGCGGGCCAUUCUGGGAACGCUUACAGUCGAAGAGGUGUACAAGGACCGCGACCAGUUCGCGGCCUUGGUCCGCGAGGUGGCCGCCCCGGACGUGGGUCGCAUGGGCAUCGAGAUACUCUCUUUUACCAUCAAGGACGUCUACGAUGAUGUGCAGUACCUGGCCUCGCUGGGCAAGGCCCAGACCGCCGUGGUCAAGCGGGACGCCGACGCCGGCGUGGCGGAGGCCAACCGAGAUGCCGGCAUCCGGGAGGCCGAGUGCGAGAAGAGCGCCAUGGACGUGAAGUACUCGACGGACACGAAGAUCGAGGACAACACGCGCAUGUACAAGCUGCAGAAGGCCAACUUCGAUCAGGAGAUCAACACGGCCAAGGCCGAGUCGCAGCUGGCCUACGAGCUGCAGGCGGCCAAGAUCCGGCAGCGCAUCCGUAACGAGGAGAUCCAGAUCGAGGUGGUGGAGCGGCGCAAGCAGAUCGAGAUCGAGACGCAGGAGGUGCACCGCAAGGAUCGCGAGCUCACGGGCAACGUGAAGCUGCCCGCCGAGGCGGAGGCCUUCCGCCUCCAGACCCUCGCCCAGGCCAAGCAAUGCCAGACCAUUGAGGGAGCCCGCGCCGAGGCGGAGCGCAUCCGGAAGAUCGGUUCGGCGGAGGCCCAUGCCAUCGAGCUGGUGGGCAAGGCGGAGGCGGAGCGCAUGCGGAUGAAGGCCCAUGUGUAUAAGCAGUACGGCGACGCCGCCAUCAUGAACAUCGUGCUCGAAUCGCUGCCGAAGAUCGCCGCCGAGGUGGCCGCCCCGCUGGCCAAGACGGACGAGAUCGUGCUGAUCGGAGGCAACGACAACAUCACCAACGACGUGACCCGCUUGGUGGCCCAGCUGCCGCCCUCGAUCAACGCCCUGACCGGUGUGGAUCUGUCCAAGGUGCUGUCCAAGAUCCCCGGGGCCAAGGCGUGAAACCUAAUGGAGUGGGACAUCCAGGAAAUGGCAAUGACAACGUAACGCAACGCUUAGGAAUUGUAACCGAUCUUUAAACGGAAAAAAAACUGACAGAAAAGGACGGAGCCACUGUGCUAGAGAGAGAGAGCGCGUGCAUUUGUUAGAGGGAGACAGCAGCGACCGGAAGUUGGAACUCAAAACUCCAGUUUUCGAAGUGCAAUCGAACGUAGCAAAAUGUACUCCGAUAUUAUAUUUAUAUAUACAUCUAUAUACAUGUAUAUGUAUAUGCACACAUGCGAUGCAUACAUGCACUUGUUUCGCCUGUGUGGUGUGCCAGUGUGUGUGUGUGUGUGGGAUGUUUGCCCGGGUAACAAUCAAAGAAACAAACAAACAAAAACAAAAACAAAAAACCAACGUUUAUCUCAGCUAAAGUUUUGCAUUUCGUGCGCAACAUCUUGUGGCCUUUUCUCUCGAAAACGAAAACCGAUAACGAUAACAAAGAAUCAACGUGAAAUUCGCAUAACUUUAAAGCGAAAACCAUAUAAGAAGAGUGUUAGCUAUUAUUUACUAUAAUAUAUAAACCGUAUAUGUACAGGCAGAGAUGCUGUACACAAAGAGUUCUUCUAAGUAACCGCUUCAAAUAACAUGCCACAAAGUGUUGUAAAGGUAUGCAUCAAUUUACAGUGUUGUAAAGUUGUAUACGUGCUGCCCCAUCUUUCUCUCUCUUCGUCGCACAAUUUUGGUCUGCUAACAGUAUUUUCAUCUGUCCAACCUACAACUACUGCCUAUCGACUAAGGCCAAAUCUAUGAACUAGGGAGCCAAAUGGAAAGAGAGAGGGAGAGUGCGCCUAGAAAAGUCGACCCUUCGACUUUAAAUUCAUAAAAUUCAAAGGCCCCACUGAACAAAAUGGGUUUGUGUAAUAAAUUGCAUACUUUCGGACACCUUAUUAUCGUUUAAAUUCGAUUAGUAUUUAGUGUUUAUAAGGAUUAUAUCAACAUCAAUUGUGUUAGCCCACACAUGUUUUUCUUGAAUUUUUAUAAUCAUUUACACGACUAAUAAUGUCGGAUAGUUUCUAGAUAUACCAAAACCAAAUUAGUCGAUCCAUCAAUCAUUUGUGAAUAACUUAUAUGUAACUUUACAGUACUGCUUUUUCUGUACUUGGCGCUUUUCCAAAACCUACAAACACACACUUACCAACACACAUGGGUUAGAUUUUUUUUUAUUAAUUUUAGAAAAAAAAAACAAUAUUUGUUGUUAUGCAAAACGUUUUUACAUUUAAGUUUCUGUCGAUUGAUAUGUUUUCCUGUUUUUUUCUUAUAUGUUAUACAUACUGAUCAACUUAGAAUAUGCAUUUAAAUUUUGUGUACCUUGUUCGUACACUGUUUAUUUUGUAGCAAAAGCCGCGUUAAAAAUUAAUAAUAUAUAUUUUAAAGAAAAUUAAUUAAUUUUGUUAUUUACUUAGUUAAAACUGAAAAUUAUUUCACUAUCAUUUGUAAAUAACUCAAAUGAAACUUUACAAAACUACUUUUUAUGUAUUUGGCGCUCUUCCAAAACCCACACACAUGCUUUUGAAUUUGUAUAUUCAUUUUAGAGCACAAAAUGGAACCAAUAUUCUUUUCUUGUUGUGCAAACCUGUCAUACAUCUAAGUUUCUUUCAAAUAACAUUUUUUUUGAUGUUUUUUUAUAUGUAUAAUACUAUCAACUUAGACUAUGCAUUUACAAUUUUUGUACCUUGUUCGUACACCGUUUAGUUUAUAGCAAAAGCCGCGAAAAAAUAAUAUAUUUUUUAAAGAAAAAAGGAACUAAUUUUGUUAUUUACUAAGAUCUAACUGGAAUUUACAUAGUUAAACAAUUGAUCCAGCCCUUUCAUUUUGCUAGCGCAAUUUACCCUAUUUUUGUAAGAACUUCUCCGCCGAGUCACACACACACACCCAUUAGACACACACAUAUUUUUUUCUAUUGUAUACUAAGUGCAAGUAAUUUUUAAUGUAACGCAGUGUGAAAGAGAAAAAGAUUAAGAACAACAACCAACCGAAAAAGUAAACUAAAAGCUAAACCUAAAUAAAUCAAAUGUAAAAUUUUGUGUAUUUUGUCGUAAAUAAAUAAAUUGAAAAAGA